GAGGUUAAUCUACAAAUAUUACGUGGUAGAGAUGGUCGUGAUGGAGUACCAGGAAGAGAUGGAGUGAAAGGAGAGAGAGGAGAUAAGGGAGAGAAAGGAGAGAAAGGUGAAACUGGACCUGUAGGACAAGCUGGUCCUAGAAGUGGAGGAGUAGUGUACACUCGUUGGGGAAGGAAGUCCUGUCCUACUGGAGCUGAACUACUGUAUGAGGGAAUAACUGGAGGUAGUCAUUAUACUCAUAUAGGAGGAGGAGCUAACUAUGUCUGUUUACCAAAGGACCCUCAAUAUAUGAGUUCCACUGUACCUUUUGGUUAUUCUCGAAUCUAUGGUACUGAAUAUGAAAUCGUUCAAAAUAUUUUUUCAGGAAAGCAUGAUCACAAUGCUCCUUGUGCAGUAUGUUAUACAUCUACUAAGAGUGUUAAACUGAUGAUUCCUGCUAGAACCAGCUGUCCUUCAUCAUGGACUAUCGAAUAUAAAGGAUAUCUGAUGACUGAAUAUUACGGGGUCUUAACCAAAAAUAAUAAAGUCUAUGAGUGUGUUGAUGAAUAUCCUGAAUCUAUUGAUGGCAGUGGUGCUAGCACUAAUGGUGCUCUGUUCUACUUCACAGCAACAGUCUGUAAUGGUCUACCUUGUCCACCUUAUGUUGACAAAAGAGCUAUUACUUGUGUUGUGUGUACUAAGUAACAAU
Messenger RNA from Amphimedon queenslandica, 688 nucleotides. RefSeq names its product short-chain collagen C4-like. The annotation marks the transcript as partial. The record is from RefSeq and is a predicted model, not a curated record. The transcript has a single exon. NCBI's taxonomy places the organism in Eukaryota, Metazoa, Porifera, Demospongiae, Haplosclerida, Niphatidae.